Molecule: messenger RNA, 3158 nt
Organism: Neodiprion virginianus
Lineage: Eukaryota; Metazoa; Arthropoda; Insecta; Hymenoptera; Diprionidae
Gene: pasha
Product: microprocessor complex subunit DGCR8
Exons: 7
Coding region: 703-2682 (659 amino acids)
Biological process (GO): primary miRNA processing
Cellular component (GO): microprocessor complex
Molecular function (GO): identical protein binding; heme binding; primary miRNA binding
Source: RefSeq, a predicted model, not a curated record
UAUCACGAUUGUGUAUCAAAAGUAUGGGCUGAUUCGACGCAAUCGUAUUGUAGUAGUAUAAUUCAGAUUUUUUCCUGAUAAACAAUGCAAUUGAUGGUUGCAAAGAGUUGUGACAACGCAUAUUGUUCGUCUAAGAGAAUUUUAAAAAAUAUGGCAAUGUAAAUACUCUGAUUCUUUGAGAGGAUCUGAUUUGUAAUCUGGCCAGAAAUUGACUUCGAUGUCAAGUUUAUCUGUGAUCAGAGUUACCUAAACUCCUCCGCUCAGCAUUUUUUAAAAGACAUAUUUAAAAAAACUAACUCGUUUGCCAUAGAUACUUGUCACACUUUGGUCCAUGUGAAAUGACUACUGAUAAAUAGCCAGCAGCUAGCCCCGACUAGUAUCGGAAACAAUUUUUCUAUGUUGUCUCUGUCUAGUCCUGGGGCUAACAAGCUGACACAAUGCUGAAAUCAUCAAUCAACUGCUACAGUUUAUUUCGCCUCUGGUCAUUCAAUCGUCUAGCAUUUUGUUGUGGAUAUAUACCGGGCUACAAACUGCUAACAUCAAUGCAAAUGUCCAAUUUUCGUUGCCACUUCUUGAAUGGCUCCAAAUUGAUUGGACUUUGGUGUCAUUGGUGAAAGUGGUGCAGCCAAACAACACGCUUGAAUUGAAUCCACAUGCAAUAAUUACAACACACAUAUUGGGAAACACUUGAAACCUGGCAUCAUGUCUGACAAUGAGAGCUCUCCCAAGAGAUUGAGAUUAGAUGAGGAGGUCAGUACUAUAGAUGCAAAUUUGCCAAAUAUGGAAGAGGGAAAACCUGUGGAAUGCCCAUUCAAGAAUAACCUGGAUGUGCAAUCAGACGAGGAUGACAGCAUGAAUUUUACAAGUGUUCUUAGAUCUGAUUCAAAUUACAACAUUAAUCGAGAGAAUUUCGAACAAGACAGCGAUUUCUCGAAACAUAGUAGCCGGAAUGUACAAAAUGGUUAUGACCAGAGUAACGACAAUGAUUCAAAUCUUAGUGGACAUGAUCCUUGUACCAAUGAUGAAUUGAGACAUUUUGACGUUCUCGAUGAUUUGGAAAGACACCCAGAUCAAGGUGGCUCUGAUUCUGACACAGAAUCAACUGAUAGUAUGGAUUCUGAUGUGCCAGAUGAAGAAAUAGAAGCCAUGCUCGAAGAGGGUCUGCCUGACGAAUUUAAAGGAAAGCGUAGAAAAAAAUCAGACGCAAUGCCGUACGAGGAAAAAGAAAAAUUGGUUUUAGAUGAAAUUGGUCACAAUCACUUUGACGUUCUACCAGAAGGGUGGGUUCAAGUGACCCACAACAGUGGCCUACCGUUAUACUUGCACAAGCAGAGUCGUGUUUGUACAUUAGCUAAACCAUAUUUCCUUGGACCAGGUAGUGUGCGUAAGCAUGAAGUACCUGUCAGUGCUGUGCCCUGCUUGCAGUACAGAAGAGCAUUGCAGGAGGAAGAAAAAGAAGAAGAAAAGAGAAGAAAGGAAAGAGAAAAAGAACCUGCUGCAGAGACGUGUAGCUUACCCAGUGCUAAAAUUGAAACUAUUCAAGAAAAUAGGGCAGCACAUUCUCUAGACAGUGAACAACUCAGAAAUUACUGUCAAGCUUUGUUUCGCUUCAAAGCAAUUAAAGUCAUGAGAUUUCAGUCGUGGUCAGCACGAAGAAAGUUUACAAAGAACAAGAAGCAUCGCAAACAGCUGGAACGGCCCACGUUACCUGAUGGCACCAAAUUAAUAACCUUUCCAGUUGGUGGAGCUGGAGUAUCUGGGAACAAUAGUACAAUUGCAGGUGAUGAUAGUGGGGGACAAAGGCCUCCAAAACACUGGAUUAUGAAUCCGUCUGGAAAAAGUUAUGUGUGUAUUCUGCAUGAAUAUGUACAACAUGCUCUGAAGAAGCAGCCAACUUAUAAAUUUAAGGAGUUAGAAAAUGCGUCGACGCCAUACUCAGCAGUGGUAUGCAUAAAUGAAAUGGAAUAUGGCAGUGGUUUCGGUAGCAGCAAAAAACAAGCAAAAGCCAAUGCAGCCCGCAAAACACUCGAAAUCCUAAUUCCUCAGAUGCGUGAUAAGAUUUCAGGAGAGUCAGGAGACGGAACUGGAAAUAAUUCUAAUAGGGCUCUCAAGGCUUCACGAGGGACAUCGGAGGCUGACCUCUCUUUCUUUGACGAAAUUACAAUAACUGAUCCACGGGUAGCUGAGUUUUGUGCAAAAACGACAGAGCCUUCACCUCAUGCAAUUUUGAUUACUUGUCUACAGAGGAAUUUUGGCCUUGGCGAUAUGCAUAUAAACUAUUCUGUCAAUACGUUGAAACACCAACGCAAUGAGUUCACAAUGCGUGUUGGUAAACAUGAAGCUACUGUGGUAUGUCGAAAUAAAAAAGAUGGUAAACAACGUGCAGCACAAGCAAUCUUGCAACGAUUACAUCCGCACAUACAGUCAUGGGGCUCACUGUUAAGAUUGUACGGAUCACGGAGUGUAAAAUCUUUCAAAGAAAAAAAGCAGUUAGAACAGGAAAUCACGCUGCUACAGGGUAAGGCUUUGGUAAAUCAGCCAAAUCAUGCAAUUUUAGGUAAGCUUAGACAGGAAAUGAGAAUGUUGGCUGAACAACGAAAGGCCAUUCAACCAAUAGGUAAAUUUCUACCACCAGAUUUACCAACCGGUUCUGCUGCUAACUUAAACAAUGUUGACUUAUAACACUCUAGUCUAAUUUAGCAUCAAUCAGUAUUCGUAAAUAGGAAAUAACGCGAUGUCAGUAAUUGAAAGUAAUCAGGUAGAAUCAUAAUUUUUCAACCCCCAGUUGUUUCAUAACAUAGUGCAUUAAGGCACCAUAUUGGUGCUACUGAACUGAAUAAACAAUAUAGUAUGUAAAUCGAUAGAUUAACACACUUAUACAUGUGCAUGGGCUUUCCAUCCUUAUUUUUCCCAACGGUUUGGGUUGCCGCGUGAAGCGUGCAGAGGUAGUUUUGAUAUAAUUUAGACAUGUUUUAGGUAGAACUCUCAGAUUAAGAUACAUGAAUAAUUCAUUUCUUUUUCACUGUAAUGUCUCGAGCCUCGCAUUGAAUUAAAGAAUGUUGCAUUCAUAUUUAUAUUCAGCUUCAUCCAAAAGUAUUUGUUUGAAAGUAAGUUUGAAAGUUUUUUCAAUGCAUUAUUGAAACAAGCAGGUUUGGGCU